CCGCUGCCUGUUUACGGCAGCUGCAUCUGUGACUGGGAGUGGUGGAAGCUGAGGAAGUUGCCAGCAUGGCGUUUACACUGUACUCUCUCAUCCAGACUGCUAUUCUGUGCACAAAUGCCGUCGCCGUGUUGCACGAGGAGAGGUUUCUCAGCAAGAUCGGCUGGGGUGUUGAACAUGGAGUUGGAGGUUUUGGGGAUGACCCAGGAGUCAAAGCCCAGGUCCUCAACCUCAUCCGUUCGGUCCGGACUGUCAUGAGAGUGCCUUUAAUAAUAGUGAACACAGCCUGCAUCGUCCUGCUGUUGCUGUUUGGUUGACCGUCAGCCGGCAGUUCAAAAAGUACCAAAAUGAAGCCAGAGGAGCAGACGCAUGCAGCAAGGAACAACUACACACACAUGCUGUCAUUUAAAGACUUCUGUCUUUGCCCGUCGUCAGCAGGCUGGGAACUGCUUUCCUCAAUGGCUGGAAGGAGAAAAGAAAUUUCAAAAAAUCCAUUUCCGAACUGUGGAUGUUCAUAUGCAAACAAAAAGGGAGAAUUCAGUCGCCACCUGGUCCAAAAAUAUGGCUUCUGUUUGUCCCAAACCUCCCUCCCUGUGUUGACACCAAAAGGACUUAAGAGAUAAUUCUCUGGUCAUCCCAUAAUAGUGUUUUUGUCUUUUUUUUUCUUUUUUUUUUUUAACCACAUGAUGU
Thunnus maccoyii (southern bluefin tuna) is the source of this 687-nucleotide messenger RNA. It is a transcript of the gene ier3ip1, whose product is annotated as immediate early response 3 interacting protein 1. The transcript has 3 exons. The record is from RefSeq and is a predicted model, not a curated record. Gene Ontology annotation, biological process: endoplasmic reticulum to Golgi vesicle-mediated transport. Gene Ontology annotation, cellular component: Golgi membrane; endoplasmic reticulum membrane; COPII-coated ER to Golgi transport vesicle. Bases 66 to 314 code for a protein of 82 amino acids. NCBI's taxonomy places the organism in Eukaryota, Metazoa, Chordata, Actinopteri, Scombriformes, Scombridae.